AAGUCUUAACCAAUAUUUGUUGUUUUAACUAAGGUUAUACCUAUGUAUAAUGUAAUGUUUCACAUAUAUUCUACUUGACUUAUUGACAUUUUUUCGGAAUUUAAUGUGUAUCAAUUUGAUUUAAGUUGUACUUAUUUUAAAAUGAAUGUCUAAUUUUGAAUGUAAUGAGAUCUGAUCAUGGUGGAAAACGUGGUAAAAGAAUGGUUAUCUGAAUUUGCCACAUUAGAAAAAGACGACUGGGCAUCAUUUGCCAUAACUACAUCACAAAAUAAAAUUCUCAUAGAAUCAAUAUAUGCUGUGUUUGAUGAUACUCAUAAAUAUAUAAAGUUAAUCGAUCGUGUUUGUGGUGCUCUUUUCAAUUGUUAUCGAACAGAAGAAACUGACUUACAUUUAUUUGUUUUAUUAUUUUUACCCCACUUAACUUACAGUUAUCUUAAUUCUAUUGCCCAUGUUGAUAAACAAAGUUGUCGAAGUAUUGAAGCACUAUUAAUUGGAAUAUAUAACCUUGAGGCUGUUGAUGAAAAUAAUACACCAAGAUUUAUAUCAUUCCGAUUGCCAUCUUUAGCGCAGCCAUCUAUUUACCAUGAACCUAGCAGUUUGGCUCCAACUUCCUUAACAGAAACUGCCAUUCGUCGUUUAGAGCAAAGAGACACACAUCCAGUUCGUCGAGGUCCGUUUAAUCAGAUUGAAAGACUCUCUGCAUCUAAUAGAAUGGAAGUUCUUAGUAAUUUGUAUUUCAUAUACUACAAAAAUUUAAAUCUUUUGCCAGAAAUUUAUAAUCCGUUUGAUCGUUUCUAUAAAGUUACAUCAAAAAUGGUUACUCAGGGUUUUCUUAAUAAACGUUCUUCAUCAUUCAGUAAUUCUGAUAUAUCAACAUUAACGACAUUGCCUCGUAUACCACUAUCUCCUAAAUUUUUGAUUCAUCUACUCUACUGUUUAUACAUUUCAAUAUUCAAUUGUGGAAAAGCGGAAGCAUUACAGGCCUUAAAUGAUAUUUAUCAUCGAGCAUGUUAUAAUUGUUAUUGUGAAGUAAUAUUAUUGGCAAAUGCAAUUAAAAAUUCUUGUCAAGGAUAUUUUGAUGGCGGGCAAUCACCUAAUGUAUCAUCAGUGGGUACACCUGUAAGUGGCAAUACUUGUAGUACACCAAUAUCAAAAUCUAUGAUUACCAAUGCAUCGUUCAGAACUAAAAAGUUACCAGAUGACAUUCCAAUUCAGAAUAAUCAAGGAACAUUUGAUGAAAGUUUUGAUGCUGCUGCAAAUUUAUCAUCAAUAACAGAAGAAACCAAUGAUGUAAAAGAUCCGAGUGCUGAUUCAAUACCAGUUAAACGUAGUUUGCCAAAAAUUGCUGCUAAUUUUGGUAAAAAAACUGCUGAGAAAAUUGCAACUGCUGUAAAAAGUUCUGGAAAUACAAAAAUUUCAAAGUUGAACACUCAAAAUGGUUCAGACAUAUAUGAAACAGAUGAAAGUGGUAUUGAUUUAGCUGGCUCUGAUAUAUCUGACACUAAAACUGGUCUAGGGCAUGAUGAACGAACAACUAUGACACCAUUAUUGAAUAGGAGAAAUCCCAGUAUGUCCGUCGAAUUAGAAUCUUCGAGAUCAAUUCAAAUGGGUGUAAACGUAAAGUGUUACAAAGAAAGAUUCCAUUAACUUUUUAACCCUCAUUCUUCAAUAUAUAUAUAUUGGUGGAAAGUACUGCAUUAUGACUUACAAUCAAAUAAUUAAGUAUAUUGGGUUUGUGGAAAUUAAAAGAAAUUGGUGUGAUUUUCUUAUAUGUAUCAAAAUUAUUUUAUUAGCUCUAGAAUUUCAUUGUGAUAAUCAAGAUUGAAUGUUUAUAUUAAUUUAUCUUAAACUGUAUGUACUUAAUUAAUUUUAAUCU
This is a messenger RNA of Sipha flava (yellow sugarcane aphid), 1876 nucleotides long. It is a transcript of the gene Hyccin, whose product is annotated as protein FAM126B. Bases 178 to 1647 code for a protein of 489 amino acids. Gene Ontology annotation, biological process: protein localization to plasma membrane; phosphatidylinositol phosphate biosynthetic process. Lineage: Eukaryota; Metazoa; Arthropoda; Insecta; Hemiptera; Aphididae. The transcript is spliced from 9 exons. The record is from RefSeq and is a predicted model, not a curated record. Gene Ontology annotation, cellular component: plasma membrane.